Messenger RNA from Schistosoma margrebowiei, 5273 nucleotides. The record is from the annotation of a GenBank genome assembly. NCBI's taxonomy places the organism in Eukaryota, Metazoa, Platyhelminthes, Trematoda, Strigeidida, Schistosomatidae.
GUUGUAUGACCUUGCACUUUUACGGUUCGUAGGUCGUGUGCAUUAAUGUGCAAUGCCCGUGUUGAGCCCUCUCGAGUUUCGUGAUUGUGUUGUGGACAGCCCGAAUUUCCGAAAGGCUUUGUCAGACCAUGAGGCAGACUUGAAAAUCGCAAACAAGAAAGUCAAAAGUGUUCUAGUGAACACAAGAAGAGUUUUCGAAGCUAUGGAAUCAUUAAAUCAAGCGCUUAUUGAUUAUGCUGAAUCAUUGAAUGAUUUUUCAGAGUAUGCUCAUCAGUCAACUUGUUUAUCCCAAACAGAAAACGAAGUUUGUGAAACCGAUGAUGAUAUUAUAAUUAAAAAUGCCUUAUCAGUUUAUGCAACUAUAAUUACAAAUGUUGAAGAAGCUAGGCGUACUAUGAUUCAACCCAAUAAAGAGCUGGUCUUAACUGAACUAUCGGAACUACGUUCUCUAUGGUUGGGUGGUCAAAAUACUAAUGUAAAAGCAUUUCAAAAAGAAACUAAAAACUUUUGUCAAUACCUUGAAAAAUACGCAUCAAUUAAAUCAAAAGAGUUUACAGAAGAUAAUGAUGCAAAAAUGCUUCAAGAACGUAAAAAUUAUAUUGCCAAGGCAUUUGAAUACAUCAGUAAUAUAAAUGAAGCGCAUGAAUUGAAAAAAUCCAAAUUUGUUCAAACAGUAAGUUUGAUCAUGAGAAUGUUGUCAAAUUUCUAUUAUCAAGCUUUCGAACAAUUCAAAGAUUCAUCACAUCAAAUUAGUCAGAUACUUCAGGCUGCACAGCGUUCUAGUGAAAAUUAUGAACAAAUUAGUUUAGAGAGUAAAACACUAACAGAAAAACUACUCAAUACACCAUGGGAACAAAUACAAUCUACAAAUUUAGCUGAUACACGUGAAGGUUAUGUAUUUGUUGCUACAAAAAAAGCUGUUAUGACAAUUUGGACAAAAAAUUUCUGUACAUAUAAUCGUAAUAGUAAAAUAUUAAAACUUACACCCUAUACUCAAUAUCAAGACAAUGAUAAUAAUACCGAAAUAUUGAAUGUCAUCUCGUGUAGAAGACGAUCAAAUGAUUCCAUUGAUAGACGUUGGUGUUUUGAUAUUGAAGUAUCAAGAAGAUCUACUCCACUUACCUUACAAGCGCAAUGCUUGGAUGAUCUUCAUGAAUGGCUUCUUGUAAUGGAUGGAAAAGAGCCAAUUUAUGAAGAUAGACGUGUGUGCCUCCAUGAAUCAGAUAAUAUUCAAUUAAACGACAAAAGUUAUGAAUUUCUACUCAAUUUAAUUCAUGCAAUUGAAAAAAAUGGUAUUCAAGUUGAAGGAAUCUAUAGAACAUGUGGGGUGAAAUCUAAAGUUGCCAGUCUGAUUAAACAAGCUCUAUCUCCAUCAGGAAUAUCCAAGACGACUUUGUCAAAUUAUGAAUUAUGCGUUUUAACCGGUGCAUUAAAAAGUUUUAUUCGACAAUUAGAAACUCCAAUUAUGACAUUUCAGUUACAUGAUUCUUUCAUGUCUGCAAUGAAACGAGAUAAUGCUUAUCGAUUAACAGAGCUUAGUGCAUUAUUAAAAUUGUUACCACCAGAAAAUCAACGUACUUUAGACUUACUGAUUAGGCAUUUAUCAAGUGUUGCUGCCUACAGUCAAUUGAAUCACAUGAAUCCAAGUAAUCUAGGCAUUGUAUUUGCACCAUCAUUGUUUCGUUCACGUGAAGAAUCUGUCGCUGCAAUUAUGUCAACAAAAUUCGCUUCAACUGCUGUCGAAUUAAUGAUUAUUAAUUAUUCAAGUUUAUUUCCAAUACAUUCAUCGAAUAUUCUUCGACCAUUACCUCAGUUAUCCUUACCAUUAUCUACUACCCCACUUGUUAUGAAUGAUAAAAAUGGAACUAUAAGCGAAAUUAACAAUACCACUCAUAAUUCUAUCAGUAGUAUAUUUGAUAGUAAUAGUACUUCUACUACUAUGGGAAAAUAUAACCAUAUUAAGAAUGGUGAAAACUCUAUAGAACCAGUGUAUACUACACCGGUUAUUAGCUAUCCUUUUCAGUUAAACAAUUCCAUAAUGGAUCGAUCUGAAAACAUGUUCACUUCGUCCAGUAAUGAAAACUACUCAUCUCAAACAUCUUUACAAUCGACUAAAUCAUCAUCUACGUUUACAUCUUCCUUCACACCAACAUCAACAACCACAAAAUCAAAUUCACAAUCAUUCAAAAGUUCGCCAAGUCUCCCAAUCGCAUUACAAAUUGUCCAUGACAAUGAAUACAUUACUAAUCAACACGAACAAAAUUCAACAAAUGAAAAAAUUUUAAAUCAUUCUCUUCAUCAUCAUCAUUCUCUAUUAGUUACAUCACCAUUAUCUAUUCAUCACAAUAAUCAUUCAAUUGAGUCACCAUUGAGAUCUCGUAUAUCACCGCAACGUAGCAGGUAGUUAUUUUUGAUGAUAAUGAUCAUAACGAUACUGAUGAAAUUUUUCUUAUUGGCUAGCAGUGAACAUUAGUUUCUUUUUUCAAUAGUUUACCUCUAGAUCAGUCAGUGGUUUGGGUCCUUAGUCGUUGGGAGGUUUAAAUACAGUUUAGAGGUGUAUUGUUUUCUUGUGAGGGGAAAGUGAAUUCACGAGCAAGAAUUGAGAAUUUUCGCCCGAACUUCUAGUGAUAGAUCGUGACUGGUUAUGGUGUUCAGCUUUGUUGACAAUGAGAUAGUUUAUCAUCAAUGGGAUUGAAUAAUAUUGGACUACAACCCCAAGUCGAAAUUAAAAAUACAGAUCAUUGGUUUCUAGUUCAUUGUUAUCAAGAUCAACCAUUCUCCAUUAAUUGGCACAGUAAUAAUUUAAGAAGGAUAAUGGUUGAUUAAUUUGGUUACUGCACGUGUUCUCCAUGAUACUCAACCACAUGUCAGGUUGUAUUGUGCACAUAAAUUGGUAACUAAGUGAGCAAACAAGUUUUAACCUUAAGUGAUUGAUGGAAACUGACAGUAGAACCCAACUCUUUACACCAUCGAGUCAGUGAGGUGAAAGUUUUUCUAAAGCUUGUUUUGAUUCAUGCCAGUAUAUGUGGUUGCGAUAAACCUUAUUGCUAAAGCAAUGAACGUUACAUAUUGAAUCGGUUUUUCAGUUUAACAUUUUAUUGUUUAAAAAUGCGUUAUUAAACGAAUAGUCUUUUCUCGUAGAUAUUGAUUCUUUGCGAUCAUAGAUCAGGCCUUUUCAUUUAAGAAUCCACAACUCAGUAAGGUUCUGUUGAAUGACAAUUAUAUUUUUUUGCUGAUCUUAUUAUCUUGUUAGAUCCGUUUAAUCAUAUCAAUAUUGAUAGGGAUCAAUGAGUCAGUGGUUAAAUUGUAGUCACUAAAUGUAAUUAAAUAGUACAACUAUGCCAACUUUAUUAUAAACUGGAUAACUACAGUGUAGUAAAAAUAUGUUCUUAGAUUUGAUUAAUUCUAGUCUAAUCUAUAGCUUAGCCAAUGACAUUGGAGUGUUAAUAGAAAUCGUAUCGGAAUCGACAAUUGUGUAUCUAUGUGCUAAUGUGGUAUGACAACUCGAACUGAUGUACUUACGUACGAAGUUCUACGUUGUUACUGAUUGACUGACUAAUAGAAAUGCAAUUGUGUAUCAUUUAAAUUGUAUACCCACUCAUAAUUUCGUAAUUUCUAGAUGAUGAUUCCUUUUAAAAUCUGACUUUCUUCUGAAUGUAAUCAGAUAAUUACGAAGUCAAACAUUUUACAACAGGUUUGUGAGCUUCUUCUAUGGAAACAUACAUUUUUGUACUAAUACUAAUCACUGAUAUAUCUAUUAUAGUCAGUCGUAAUCAGGAUAUGACUUGGUGUAAAUAUACAUCUGUCCAAGUUGCACUCCGCUAACUUCACGAGGUGAAACUAACAGGAUAUAUUAGUGAAGUUAAAAUUAUACUAGUGAUUAUUGUAGUAAAAUCGACUAUACAUAGAAACUAUGUAUCUAAGAGAAGGAAUGAAUACGCGAAAUAAAAGUAGCGAAAAAUGGAUUACUUAUCUGCGCCAUUGUGGUCGGUUUUAACCAGUGUUCAUGAACUUUACUAUCCAUCAACCAUGAUUCUCGCCCGAAGUCCAACCAAAUAGUCUGCACCUGCUAACAACUCGUACUCCAACAAUUAUUGCAUUUAUGAACUGGUGCCAUGUAUUAGUUCGAUCGCUCAUUGCGUCCUUCCAACCUAACUCUUUGCAUGUCAGCUGUAUGUUCCGCUUUAGACCAUUAUUAGAAUGCUAUUAAUAGGUGAGAAUUAAAUGUCAUGGUUCAUGUAAUAGUUUUCUUAGAAAAUUUGCUUAUUUUUAGUAGAAAUUUAUAUCUUUUAACCAAGUCUAUUUUGUAUACUAAUUUUUGUCUAGUCCGAACCCCCCCAUUCAUUUAGUUAUAUCGCAAUCUUUUAGAAAAUCGCCGGCACCACCACCACCGAUGACAUCAGCAAAGUGUGUAAAUACAAUCCCAGUAAGAAGUUCAUCAAUAAAACCUACCACAUUGUCACAAACUCCUGUCACAACGACAAUCAAAGAAACUGCUGUCAGUGCUUUGAAUCACGAAGAUCUAUCCUCUCAUAAUGACUCUGAUAAAUGUAAUAAUUUUGGGGUUGAAUUCGAUCAAACAUGUAUACCGCAUAUGUCUUCUGAAUAACACUAUUUGAACUGCUCUCUAUUCUGCCAGAACUUCAAUGCAUUGAUACAGAAAUACAGGUGUCAAAUAAAAUGUACAAGUAUAUCACCAAACUUAACUGAUUGGUUGAAAAUUUCUAUGUACAAAUUAUUCUACUUAAAUACUUAUAAAUAGUGUAAAAAUGUUUAAAAAAUUACUUGUCAAAUAGCGUUCGACUUGUCUUCCUUUUUUUUGUUUAGAAAAAAUAUACAUCAUAUUACUUAUAUUUAAGUAUGUACACACUAACUGUGCAGAAUAUACUUAUUUUUAGUCUGUUUUUGAUCAACCAAGGUAUCUCUUUCAUGCUGUCGUUCUUGUUUGUCCUUUUAGUUUUUUUCUUUGUCAUUGGAAAUAAUCACAGUAUCUGUAUUGUACGUCACAAUAAGAGUAAAAUAAAUUGUAUCAUGAUGUAUAUCCCAGAUUAUUUACAGGUUGAUUGGUUAGUUAAGUUUCUUUUAAGGUGUGUACUAACUUCCCAAAUAAUAAGAGAUCGUUUUUCUUGUUGCGAAUUGUUGGUUCUCAAAUUCCCAACAUUAUCUUAUGAAAAAUUUGUUGAAAAUGUAGUAUUGGCCAUUUUCCUCCCCCCCCCCCAGUAAUUUUGACUUUGAUACAGUUAUUUAUUGUAAAUAUAAAGUUCAGAAAUGAA